AUGCGAUAUUUUCUACGAGGGGCUUUGGCCAAAAAUCAAGAGGGGGGAGCGAGGGCGAGAGGCCCGUUCGUCGGAGGCUACUGUAGAAACAAGAAAAAUAAAGGUGUCGGUGCCAGAAGAGUGCCAAACCUCGCGCACACAAUUUCAGGCUCAGCCAUGUCUCUGUCGCUCUCCCUCGCUACGGUUGGCCUCGUCUCGCCCGUCGUCGUUCCCACCGGACCCGCCCGUGCGCACGUUGUCGCCCAGCAGAAGUCCAGCGCCAUCGUGCUGGCCGACAAGGAGGCCGAGGCCCGCAUAAUGGCAGUCGUCGACUCCGAGCCGGCCAAAACCCGCGGGGCGGCCAUGUGCUCCCAGAUGGCGGCUGCCAACAUGCGCCGCAUUAGGAUGCCGGAGGAGCAGGGCGGCAUGAACCCGUUCGGCCCGCCGGGCACCCAGCCGUCCGGCCUGGGCUGGGACACCUCCACCGGCGCGCUGGCUGCCGCCCCACGCCUUUGCCCUCCCGUCCCAUCCAUGGCGCUCGCCAAGCGGCUCAACCCGACCGUCGGCUUCUGGGACCCGCUCGGUAUCGUGUCGGAGGGCACUGCGCCCGAGACGAUCGGCUGGUUCCGGCACGCGGAGAUCAAGCACGGCCGCGUGGCGAUGGCAGGCUUCGUCGGCUACUGCAUCCACGCGAAUGGCAUCACCUUCCCGUGGAACAUCCAGGCGCCCCCCUCCACGCCCCCUCCUCUCCUCUCCUCCUCUCUCACCACCGCGGCCGCACCUCGUCGCCAGGCGCCCCUCCCGUGGACUCCGAUCACCUCGGACCUGCCGACGAUCGCCUUCUCCGACAUCACCGCGGCCGGCGCGCCGGGCGACAUGUGGGACGCCCUGCCGACGGCCGCCAAGCUGCAGAUCCUCCUCGUGGUUGGCUUCCUCGAGAUGCACGGAGAGAACUCGCUCGCGCUCGAGGCGGACGGCCAGAAGCACUAUGUGCGCGGCGGCAAGCCCGGCUACUACCCCUCGUUCAAGGGCCGCUACCCGCACCCGGCGCUCCUCGCCGAGGUCAACAACGGCCGCCUCGCGAUGAUCGGCCUCUUCGGACUCCUCUCCGCCUCGAAGGGCCUCAUCGUCCCGGGGCUCGACGGCCUCGGCCUCACGCAGUACGGCGGCGAGUACAUGGCCCCCUUCUCCGACUUCGACGCGGCGCUGCCCUACGUCGCGGAGAUGCCAAAGACGCUCGCGGAGCUCCUCAAGUGA
Emiliania huxleyi CCMP1516 is the source of this 1236-nucleotide messenger RNA. RefSeq names its product light harvesting protein (gene Lhcf57). The transcript has 5 exons. The record is from RefSeq and is a predicted model, not a curated record. Bases 1 to 1236 code for a protein of 411 amino acids. Gene Ontology annotation, cellular component: membrane. Lineage: Eukaryota; Haptophyta; Isochrysidales; Noelaerhabdaceae. Gene Ontology annotation, biological process: photosynthesis, light harvesting in photosystem I; response to light stimulus.